AUGGAAAACAUGGAAAGUAACACCCCUCCCCAGACGCAACCCAUUCCUCCAGACCAAACGCCUUCUUCCGCAAGUAAAUUGUUGAACUACAUUUUGACACAGUACUCCACACGACCGCCUGGAUCAGUUAAUGAAUCGCUGACCAUCGCGCAACUUCGUGGAGAGUUCCAGAAAGUUUGUGACACCGUUGAGGAGGAGCAAUACAAGUACCCGUCUUACUUGACGCCAUUCAAAUGGUAUUUCGUGAGUAUUUAUUUCAUUGGUUUAAUGGUGUCAGGUAUAUUUACACCACUUGGGAUGAUGAUAAUAGCUUUGCUAGGGGUGUUAAUAUAUUGGGUGAUCUAUGACAUUCAAUUCAAUUUCAUCGACAGAAUCCUUCCAGGCACGUCCACACUCAAUUUAUUCUCAAUGAUCAACUGCACUGACCUUGAGCACACUGCUACUGAAAAAACUCUCCUUUUUGUCGGACACAUCAAUGAUAUGAGAAAAGACUCCGGUGUGUUGUAUCACUUAACGGCAAAGAUAAUGCACUUCGCUGUAUACUUCUUUGCUCUUGUCGUCUUUGUUGGAUACAUUGUCGGACUAUUUACAAACAACUACAUUGUUCUACCCGCCGUUUCGAUUGCUUCGACGGUUGUCCUUUUCUUUGUGAUGACUUUGUAUUUCACAGGAAAGAAGAACAGAGUGUCUGGCCUUGCGACCGCCGUCUGUCUCACCCAACUUGCGCAACAAGUCAAAGAAAGCAGCGUGUCACUCCUUGACUCAACAAACGUUGGAUUUUUAGUCACAACAAAUUAUAACGAGCGCCAUAGUGGAAUAAGGGCUUUCAUCAGAGCACAUUCCAAAGACGAACGUUUAAAACCAGAGAAGACACUUGUAGUUUGUCUGGAUGAGUUGGACGAUUCCGAGACUUUGACGUGUUACAAGAGAGAAGGGUUUAUCAAAUACUCGACUAAUUUGUACAACUUGAUAAAAGAUGCUGCGGAGUCCGAAGGAAUUUCGAUUGGAAAUGUCGCUAACUACAUUCACCAACCAUUUUCUUUUGCGGAGGAAUUUGGGUGGAAAUAUCAAGGUGUUGUACCCAUCACUGCCAAGUGCAGAUCUGUGAAGAGAAAAGCCCGAGAAGCAAAAGAGAAAGAAGCAAAGGAUGAUGUUGGUGUCAUUUGUAUUCACGACGACCAAAUCAAGUGCAUCAAUGAUACAACAAAAUUGUUGUGGAGAUUAGCGCGUGUCAUAGACAACUCUGCCGAGGGCAGCAAAAUUCCCGUGAAGACAAUACCACUUCCUAAACCAUCUAUCGAGCAGCCGACCAAUUUUGUUGGAGACUCUCCAAUUGUCUUGUGA
Messenger RNA from Entamoeba invadens IP1, 1344 nucleotides. RefSeq lists its product as hypothetical. Bases 1 to 1344 code for a protein of 447 amino acids. The record is from RefSeq and is a predicted model, not a curated record. NCBI's taxonomy places the organism in Eukaryota, Evosea, Mastigamoebida, Endamoebidae. The transcript has a single exon.